AUGGAGAAGCUGAUUACUUAUGAAGACCUGGCUUACGAGGAGUCAUUGCUGCUAGAUCCAUACUCAUUGGAGUCCUGGAUUGCUUAUUAUCGUCACAAGGAGCACUCGUCCCCUGUAGAUCAACAGUUCUACGUACUGUUCAGAGCUGCUAACGCUUUGAAAAGAGCACCUGAAAUUUGGAUCCUGUGUCUGAAAACCUGUGUGAAGCUUUGGGAGGAGCGAAAGUCUGAAUUGGAGGAGUUUGACGGUUUAAUCAAAGUGUUCGAACAAUCUUUACUUUACAAUGGGUCUUCUCCCAUAAUCUGGGCUUUGUACUUGAAGGCACUAGUCAAAUACUCAUGUAUCCCUGGGAUAACCUUUGUUAGACGGAAAUCUGACCAGUGUUUACAAACACUUCCUUUUGCAAAACAUCAUUUGAUAUGGCCUUUUCUCCUGCAAUUUGCUGACGAUGUUGGAGCCAUCACCUCCUUGUCGAUUUGGACAAGAUUUUACUAUUAUAAGAAAACAUGCAUGCCUUAUGUGAGGCUCCAGGAUGCUUCGUCAAUUGAAGAAGAAACCGGAUUUAUUCCUGAUCAGUACAAAUUGGAGAACGUUACUUACCAGACUAUACUUCAUAAACUAACCAGUCAAGCGCAUUCAGACUUAUCAGCAUACACAAGAACUUUUCAAGAUUUGCUGGAUAAUACGGAGUUUCUGGCAACAGUAGAGCUCUCCGAAUUGAAGUUGUAUACAGACUAUCUUAAUGUGCUAAUAAAGCAUCCCCAAGAAUCAGAGAACAUUGAUUACAAGUCGCAUGACACGAAGAUCGAAAAACUGGUUCAAUACCUAAUUGAAAAGUUUCCUGACCAACAAGCAUCCAUGAUAAUACAUUGGACUCAAUACUGGAUAAACAGAGGAAAUUUCCAUAAAGUAAGGGAAAUCUUUGAAGUCGGGAUAACCAAAUCAAAGACGGUGAAGGAUUUUGUUGUGGUCUACGACACAUACUUAGAGUUCGAAGAAACUGUUAUCUCCACUACUUUGAAAGAUUUAGAGCUUCAAGGGCUGGAGACUUCACCAAUGUUGGAAUUGAGGAUGCAUAGCUUCGAACAACUAAUGGACAGAAGAGAGUUAUUAAUGAACGACGUUCUGUUGAGACAGGACAAGAAUGAUGUUGCAACUUGGUUAGAUAGAGUUGCGAUUUUUGAUAAAGAGACACAAUUACAAAACGUUUUAGCCACUUAUGUUGAAGCAAUUAGAACUAUUGAUCCUGGCACCAUCGAAGAACCUGGAGUGUUGCCCAAACUUUGGUUAGGAUACAUUGAUGUAUACAAAUCGAAGGGUGAUUUGAAAACAGCCCGGAAAAUAUACGCUGCUACUUUGAAGGCGAACUUUCCUUUUCCAGAAGAUUUGGCAGAUCUUGUCAUUUCCUGGGCUGAAAUGGAAUUGGAGAAUGAUGACUAUCCUCAGGCUAUAGAUGUGAUGAAAACCUCACUAAAAGAAUUCGCAUUGAAAAAAUCUACCAAAUUAUGGUCAUUUUAUCUGGAUUUGGUAGAGUCGUCAGGCAAUAUUCCUGAUACAAUCAAAUUGUAUGAUACAGUGAUUGACCUAAAAAUAGCCACUCCCUUAACAAUUCUAAACUAUUGUAAUUUUUUGGAAGAACACCAACGAUAUCAGGAGUGCUUAAGAUGUUACGAGAAAGGUGUACAUUUGUUUCGUUUCCCUGUUUCCUUCGAGAUUUGGAAUGUCUAUCUUUCCAAAAUGGUCAACGAGCAGGCAAAGUUCAAGCUCACAAACGAACAUAUCAGGGAUUUGUUUGAACAAUGUAUUGAACAAUGUCCUCUGAAUCUUGUAGAGCCAAUAUAUAUUGGGUACGCAAAGUUUGAACUCGAUCAUGGUUUUAUCAGUAAAGCUUUUAGAAUCUACGAGCAAGCUAUAGAAAAGUUGGAAGACGAAAAGGAGAAAUAUAAUAUUUUCAAGAUAUACAUACAAGUGUCUUUGCUGAACCAAGAGGAUCAGAAAACUCGAAAGAUUUACGAACAAGCUCUCGAGUCACUACCUGCUACAUUAUAUGGAUUCACUGAAUCAAUUGUUAUUCCCUUCGUUGAGUUGGAAAUUAAGCUCAAAGAAAUCUCACGAGCAAGGGCCAUAUUUCAUUAUGCUGCGGAUCUUAUUGUCCCCACUAAGAAGAAUCCCAUCUUAUGGGAACGUUGGGAACGUUUUGAAUUGCAUUAUGGUAAUGAAGACACAUUCAAAUCAAUGCUGCGGUAUCAGAGAUCAAUUGACGACCAAGCUAAACUAGAAGAUGUCGAGACCUUAGUCGAGUCCAACGCUCCCGUACAGUUUGUCGCAUCGUCUACGGGACCCCAAGUAGGUUCUGCUACCACUAAUAAUAUGGAGAAGAAGAUAAACCCAGAUGCCAUCGAUCUGGAAUUUGAUGAUCUAAGUGAUUAA
This is a messenger RNA of Komagataella phaffii GS115, 2430 nucleotides long. Its product is annotated as Component of the spliceosome complex involved in pre-mRNA splicing. Gene Ontology annotation, cellular component: post-mRNA release spliceosomal complex; Prp19 complex; U2-type catalytic step 2 spliceosome. Gene Ontology annotation, molecular function: protein binding. Gene Ontology annotation, biological process: generation of catalytic spliceosome for first transesterification step; mRNA splicing, via spliceosome. NCBI's taxonomy places the organism in Eukaryota, Fungi, Ascomycota, Pichiomycetes, Pichiales, Pichiaceae. Bases 1 to 2430 code for a protein of 809 amino acids. The record is from RefSeq and is a predicted model, not a curated record. The transcript has a single exon.